This is a messenger RNA of Rotaria sp. Silwood2, 267 nucleotides long. NCBI's taxonomy places the organism in Eukaryota, Metazoa, Rotifera, Eurotatoria, Philodinida, Philodinidae. The record is from the annotation of a GenBank genome assembly.
AUGAUUAAAGCAACAUUUCCAACAAAUUCAUUCGAUCAAUUUUUAUCUUCUUAUGAAGAAGAUCAUGCUAAACAACAACAAACAAGAUACAAACGAUAUCAAUCUAAUUUUUUGACAAAUAGACAAACUAAUAUAUCUUCAGUUUCAUCUUCAUCAUUUUUAAUUAAUUAUCAAUCAAAUAAUAUGUUAUAUAAACCUUCACUUUCUGCAACAUUUGGAAUACUUCAAUAUAAACAACAAAAUUUAUCAUCUAUUGUUAAUGUAUAA